AUGGGGUUGUCACCCGCCGGGAAUGGCCACCACCGACGGCGGAGCUCGGUGCUCACGGGCGCAAGUCGUUCAAUGCAUCCGGGCCCCUCGGAAUGGAGGGAUGAUAGCCUACGACCGCAUGGAGACGGAGGUCCGAACAAAUGGGACGAACAGGAGCCCUUGACAGCCGAGGAUACUGAUACCUCCGAGUUAUCGUCCUUGGCCCUGGAGAAUCGGGAGUUGGAUGUGAUGAGUUCGGACGAUGACCAAUAUGACGAGGAGACCGGUCUCACAGCAAACCAGAAACGCCAGCGGCGACGACGGCGUCGGCAACGUCGCAAGUUGGAUGCUCGUAUCGCCGACGUCAAGUCCUCGCGAUUUGGCCUGCCCUCGUUAGGCUUGGCGGAUCGUAACGUCGCUCGCAAGCUACUUGCGAACGCUGGGCUGAUUCUGCUGUGGUACUUUUUCUCCUUGUCCAUCUCCAUCCCUGCACAUGGUUGUCCAAUUCACCCUCGCCGCUCUCUUGCUAUGGAUAUUUCCUUCUCUGCGUCCUCAGCACCCCCGGGUUCGCACUCUGCAUCGCCCGUGGAAGGCUCCAAAGAGUCUGACCCAGUGCUCACCACAUCCUUCUAUCUCACACGCCUUGUCCCUUGCGGUGCUGCGACAUCGCUCGAUAUCGGCCUCGGCAACAUGGCCCUCAAAUUCAUCUCUCUCACCUUCCUUACCAUGUGCAAAUCAUCCGCACUCGCCUUCGUUCUCCUCUUUGCUUUCCUUUUCCGCCUCGAAUCUCCUUCUGUCAAAUUGAUUUUGGUCAUCGCUACAAUGACGAUCGGUGUGGUGAUGAUGGUAGCAGGCGAGACCGCUUUCAAUGCGCUUGGAUUCGGCCUCGUCAUUGCCUCCGCUUUCUUUUCAGGUUUCCGAUGGGGACUGACUCAGAUUCUUCUUCUCCGCCAUCCGGCCACCUCCAAUCCAUUCUCGACUCUCUUUCUCCUUACGCCCGUCAUGUUCGUUUCUCUUCUUGCCAUCUCCCUCGCGGUCGAGGGCCCUAACGAUAUUCACUUUGGUUUCCUCGCUCUUGCCGAGAAGCAGGGAACUUUGUUCGGGUCGUGUCUGUUGAUAUUCCCGGGUGUCCUCGCAUUUUGCAUGACCUCAUCUGAAUUCGCGCUAUUGAAGCGUUCUUCCGUCGUUACUCUCAGUAUUUGUGGAAUCUUCAAAGAAGUCGUCACGAUCAGUGCUGCAGGUGUGAUCUUCCAUGAUAAGCUCACGGUCGUCAAUAUAACCGGUCUGGUCGUCACCAUUGGAAGUAUUGGAUGCUAUAAUUAUAUGAAAAUCUCCAAGAUGCGCAGCGAAGCAGAGCAUGAUGACUGGGACCGCGACGGAACGCCAGACUCUGACUCUGAAGAUGCCAGCGGUGGCGAGUUUGGAGACUACCACCGCGUCAACGAUGCCGAGACGGGCGCCGCGCACUCGACCCCUGCAGCGCACUACGAUGAUGACCUGCAAGCACCGUCAGCCGGUGACCAACGACGCUCGUUCCGUGUCCGUGCAAGCGGCGCAAUGCACAACCUGUCUAUCUCCACCACGAUCCCGGAGGACGACUCGGUCGAGACACCAAUCAAGUCCGCCCCUCCAACUAUCACCACGAUGGCCGACGUGGCGGAAUUCCCCACUCACCUCCAAGCACCAGAUCAGGAGGAUUCCCCGGGUAUCCAUUCCAGCUCUUCAGUCUCGCCAAUGCAGAGCCAACCCCCUCCCACCCAUAGUCCUUCAAUUUCAUUCCCAACGAUGACAAUAUCUCCUAUCCAAUCUAUUUAUAUGCCAUCUUAG
Molecule: messenger RNA, 1806 nt
Organism: Penicillium daleae
Lineage: Eukaryota; Fungi; Ascomycota; Eurotiomycetes; Eurotiales; Aspergillaceae
Product: putative nucleotide-sugar transporter
Exons: 2
Coding region: 1-1806 (601 amino acids)
Biological process (GO): UDP-glucose transmembrane transport
Cellular component (GO): endoplasmic reticulum-Golgi intermediate compartment; cis-Golgi network; Golgi apparatus
Molecular function (GO): antiporter activity
Source: RefSeq, a predicted model, not a curated record